Molecule: messenger RNA, 3056 nt
Organism: Cyclopterus lumpus (lumpfish)
Lineage: Eukaryota; Metazoa; Chordata; Actinopteri; Perciformes; Cyclopteridae
Gene: scube2
Product: signal peptide, CUB domain, EGF-like 2
Exons: 18
Coding region: 17-2383 (788 amino acids)
Biological process (GO): signal transduction
Cellular component (GO): cell surface
Molecular function (GO): calcium ion binding
Source: RefSeq, a predicted model, not a curated record
CUUGGAUCAUAUCACCAUGGGAGCUAUUUGGGCAGCAAGAGACUUUUGUUUGUUUUUGCUCUUGUUAAAUAGUCGCCAAAGCGCAGCUCUUCCAGAUAUUCGAGCAGAUCCAUGUGCAGAGGGGAGUGAUGGCUGUCACAUUGAUGCUAUUUGUCAGACUACCCAAGGCUCAUACAAGUGCACCUGUAAAGCAGGUUUUAAAGGAGAUGGAAAACACUGCGGAGACAUUGAUGAAUGUGACUUGGAGUACAAUGGUGGCUGUGUACAUGAGUGCAACAAUAUACCAGGCAAUUAUCGCUGCACUUGUUAUGACGGAUUCAACUUGGCACAUGACGGACAUAACUGUCUAGAUGUGGAUGAAUGCAAGUUCAACAAUGGCGGAUGCCAACACACUUGUGUUAACACCAUGGGCAGCUACGAGUGCCGCUGCAAAGAGGGCUUCUUCCUCAGCGACAACCAGCACACAUGCAUCCACCGCUCUGUUGAGGGCCUCAACUGUAUGAAUAAGGAGCACGGCUGCGCCCACAUCUGCAAAGAGACACCCAAAGGGGGUGUGGCCUGUGAGUGUCGUCCAGGGUUCGAGCUGGCCAGGAACCAGAGAGGCUGCAUCUUGACUUGUAACCAUGGCAACGGAGGGUGCCAGCACACCUGCGAGGACGCAGAGAGCGGCCCCAUAUGCAGGUGUCACGUCAGGUACACCCUGCAGCCUGACAAGAGGUCGUGUGUAGAACGAGAUGAAGCCACCACCGAGGCCGCAGACCACAACGCCACUUCCUUUACCGAGGUGGACAAACGGGUCAAACGAAGGCUGUUAAUGGAAACCUGUGCAUUGAACAAUGGGGGGUGCGACUGCACCUGUAAAGACACAUCCACAGGCGUGCGCUGCAGCUGCCCAGUCGGCUUCACACUGCAGCCGGAUGGAAAAACAUGCAAAGAUAUUGACGAGUGUGAGCUUCACAACGGCGGCUGCGAACACUUCUGCAGGAACACCAUCGGAAGCUUUGAGUGCAACUGCAGAAAAGGUUUCAAGCUGCUGACAGAUGAGCGUUCUUGUCAAGAUAUAGAUGAAUGUUUUUUUGAGCGGACAUGUGAUCACACGUGUGUGAACUCCCCUGGUGGUUUUCAAUGUCUGUGCCACAAAGGCUACACAAUGUAUGGGCUGGCCCACUGCGGAGAUAUAAACGAAUGCAGUGUGAACAAUGGUGGUUGUGAGCAGGGUUGUGAGAACACCAUGGGUGGAUUUGAAUGCUUCUGCCAUCCUUGCUACAAGCUACACUGGAACAAAAAAGACUGCAUUGAGAGCUGUGACCUGAACUGUGUGCGCCGACGCUCAGAGAAGAGGCUCAGGAAGACCAUCAGGACCCUGAGGAAGUCCAUCAACCGGGAACAGUUCCACUUGCACUUUGCCGGGUCUGACUACGAGCACGCCAAGAGCCUGGUCAAGCCGGCAGAACUGCCAGGACACUGUGCGGCGGGACAGGUGCUCGUGGGCAGGAAGUGUGUGAGCUGCAGUGUUGGGACUUACUACGACGGGGAUCAGGGAAGGUGUGUGUUGUGUCCAUCUGGAACGUAUCAGGAUGAGGAGGCACAGAUGUCUUGUGAAGUCUGUCCUGGACCUGAAGGAAGAGACGUCUCCAAGGUGGUCGGAGCUCGAAACAUGUCAGAGUGUGGAGGUCAGUGUUCCCCAGGUCAGUACUCUCAUGACGGCAUCAUCCCCUGUGUGCCCUGUCCACUGGGAGCCUACCAGCCAGAAGUGGGACGCACCACCUGCUUCCCAUGUGGAGGGAACCUGGUCACCAAGCGCAGUGGAGCUGUUAACUUUCAGGAGUGUGAGACUAAAGUCCAGUGCUCUCCAGGACAUUACUAUAACACCAGCACACACCGCUGCAUCCGCUGCCACAUCGGCACGUAUCAAGGAGAGUUUGGGCAGAACUACUGCGUCUCCUGCCCUGGAAAUACCACCACCGACUUUGAUGGCUCCACCAACUUCAUGCAAUGCAAAACUCUCUCCAACUCGGUGACAACCUACGAGACUUGUCAGACAUACGAACGUCCCAUCGCUUUCACCUCCCGCUCCAAGAGGCUCUGGAUACAGUUCAGGUCCAACGAGGGAAACAGUGGGAAAGGCUUCCAGGUCCCAUAUGUGACAUAUGAUGAGGACUACCAAGAAUUGAUAGAAGACAUAGUCAGAGAUGGAAGAUUAUACGCUUCAGAGAAUCACCAAGAAAUUCUGAAGGACAAGAAACUCAUGAGGGCGUUGUUUGAUGUUCUGGCUCACCCACAGAACUUCUUCAACUACACAGCUCAAGAGUCGAGAGAAAUGUUCCCCAAAUCAUUCAUCCGCUUCCUGCGCUCCAAAGUCCUGAGAUUCCUUCGCCCUUAGAAUGGGCGGUUACUGGAUAUGUCUUGAAAACCCUGGAUUAGAUAUUGUCCACGGUAUCUGUUUUAUCCACUGACGCCUUUUAAGAAUAUUCUGUAGUUAUCUGUUUUCACAUGGAGUGACACUAGAGCGGACGACACACUUGAUAAAACUGAUCCUGAAGAGAAAGUGGACAAGUGGAGUUUAAAGAGGGAGAAAGGAUGAUAAAGUAUGACACAGUGUAAACCCACAUGGCCAUCUUCAGAUGGUGAUCUGGAUUACUUUGUUUGGAAAUUUGGAAACAUCUUUUGAUAGGCAAGAGAAUAAUUGUAAUGACUUUAGAUUUUAAAGUCACCAUCUCAGGAUCCAAUUAUGUACAUGCCAACAUGGUGAGACAUUGGCUGAUAGAAUCAUUAUUAAAAUGUUUUUUAAAAUGCUGUCGCUAAACAGAUAUACUGUACUGGAUGUCAGUGAUGCUGUGUAUAUAUAUAGUGUGUAUCUAGUUUUAACAUAGGCUAUUUUCACAGGUAGAGCUUAAUUGAAAGAAAUACUGCUAAAUGUCAGAAACAAAUAUAGCACACAUGUUUUCUCGGGAACAUUAGCACUACUAAAGAAGUAGUGGCACCACAAAAGCAAUUAUUCUGAUGAAUGUUUUGUAUAUGAUGUAAAUAGUUUUAGGUGAACCGUGAAUGUAUUG